CGCGAAAAUAGUUGAUUAAAGGAUAUGCCGCCGAAGAAAAAUGUAUAAAACAACAAAAAUAUAUAAAACUUCUUUAGUAAUGGAAAUAAGAAGGAGAGAAAAGAGAUAAAAGAGAAAUAAAAAUAAUUUAUUAAAUGUCCUUUAAUCGGAUCAGUAGGUUUUCAAUUAAGGAGAGUACUAUAGAGAUAUAGAAAUGAGAUGAUGAAAGAAUUUAAUUUAGGAUAAUUAUUACAAUAGAUAGGGAAAAUAGAAAAUUUGGAUUCGAUAGGAAAUAUGUUAAGUUCAAUAUUGUAUUUGAAUAUAACAAAGAUGUCAGAUAUUUGGAGUGAUAUUUAUACACCUGAUAAUGUUGAUGAUGUAAUUUGAUAUCUAAACUUAGUUAAUUAGUUAAGAAAAUACUUAAGUUCUUAAACAUUGGUUGAAGAAUUCUUUUUCUAUAUUGGUAUAAGAUUAAGUAGAAUAAUCAGAGUCAUGGUAUUCUUAAUCUAAUUCAAUGAAUAAUUAAAACAUGAAUUAUUAGAUGUUAAACAUAUAUGGUACAAGUGGAAAGAUGAGUACUAUUUUGGCAAUAGCAAGAGCAUAUAAAAUAGAUGUUCUAUUGACUUAUAAUUAUACAGAGAAGAGAGAAUUUGAAGAGAUGUUUGCAAGCCAACAUAUAAAAUUUACUUAAGAAUAAGAAAAUACUGAAUUUGGAAACAAGAAGAAGAUUAUUGUUCAUAGAGGGACUCUUCCAAAAUUCAUAAACUCUAGAAUGUUAUAGAUACAGCGAGUGCCUUUUAUAUGGAUUACAGGUAUGGAGUCUUCAUAAUUGCAGACUGUAAGCAGAAUCACGAACUUUUCGAUAACUUUGAACUAGUGCAAUAUCCUCAUAAUGAAAUCGUUAGAUACAUUUAUUUAAUAUUGUUAAUUGAGCAUACUUAUAAAGACUAAUUGGAUAUAAUCAAUUCAGAGUUAAAAAAGAAAGUCAUCUAUGAAAACAUGAAAGAUAAGGGAGGUUUUUAUUCUAAUUUUUCAAUCAAGAAACCCUUUCUUAAGAUUCAAAAUUUAGAUAUGAAUUUAAAUUAUUCAGAUAUAUUUAUACUUACAUUAUAUAUGAAGGGUAAUAUGAGAAAUAUAUUGAAUUGGUUAUAAUUUCAUUAAGAUGAUCAUAAUAUUCAAUUCUUAAUUAAAGAACUCAAAUUAUCAAAUAUAUAAUUGUCAUAUAUGUUAAAAAAUCAAUUACCAUUAUUUAGACCUAUUGAUAAUAAUUAUUAAUUAGAUCAGAAAGCCUAAUAAUGGUAUGAUGAAUAAUGUAUAAAUUUAAUUGAUGAUAUGAUACAAAGUAGAUAGAAAUUAUUUAUUGAAUCUUAUGGGAGAAGAAUAAUUAAUAGCAAAAAACAUUUAUACUUAAUCAAUCAUGUUCUAAAGGUAAUGUAUUAUAGGUAUUUAUAAUAGCAUAAUGCAUUUAAUGUCCAAACUAUUAAUUAGAAUACUAGAUUAAGAAGAUUGAAUAGAGAACCUUAAGAUCUUUAUAAACCAUUGUAAUCACUCUUUGAAUAAGAUGAACAAUAUGAGAUGUUUAAGUAAUUUGAUAAAUUUUCAGAGUUUUUAAUAGGUUGA
Molecule: messenger RNA, 1599 nt
Organism: Paramecium sonneborni
Lineage: Eukaryota; Ciliophora; Oligohymenophorea; Peniculida; Parameciidae
Source: the annotation of a GenBank genome assembly